Molecule: messenger RNA, 231 nt
Organism: Knipowitschia caucasica
Lineage: Eukaryota; Metazoa; Chordata; Actinopteri; Gobiiformes; Gobiidae
Source: the annotation of a GenBank genome assembly
AUGAGUAAAGCACACCCACCUGAGCUCAAAAAGUUUAUGGACAAGAAGCUUUCAUUGAAGCUGAAUGGAGGCAGGCAUGUGCAGGGGAUCCUCCGCGGCUUCGACCCCUUCAUGAACCUGGUGGUGGACGACUCUGUGGAGAUGGGUCCUGGAGGACAGCAGAGCACCAUCGGCAUGGUGGUGAUCAGAGGAAACAGUAUCAUUAUGGUGGAGGCUCUGGAGCGAGUAUGA